Molecule: messenger RNA, 1405 nt
Organism: Mangifera indica (mango)
Lineage: Eukaryota; Viridiplantae; Streptophyta; Magnoliopsida; Sapindales; Anacardiaceae
Product: anthocyanidin reductase ((2S)-flavan-3-ol-forming)
Exons: 6
Coding region: 224-1231 (335 amino acids)
Molecular function (GO): oxidoreductase activity, acting on the CH-OH group of donors, NAD or NADP as acceptor; anthocyanidin reductase activity
Source: RefSeq, a predicted model, not a curated record
AAGGUUGAGUCGUUGGUGGUCCUUUGGCACAAUUUCACGUGCUUACCUUCUGAAAAUUCUGUUCAUCAAAAUCUUCAGGUCGUCUCUAUAUAUAAGACUCAUACUCCCAACAAUAUUUAUAAUCCCAUCGAAUCUGUGUCGUUCUUAGCCUUCUUCUUCUUCUUCUUCUUCAUUUUGUAGUCUAUUAAUACACAAGAAGAAAUAGAAUUGUAUAAAAUCAACCAUGUCGGCCCAGCAAACGGCAAAAAAUACUGCCUGUGUAGUGGGUGGCACCGGAUUUGUUGCAUCUUUGCUCAUCAAGCUUUUGCUUCAGAAGGGAUAUUCUGUCAGUACCACUGUCAGAGACCCAGAUAACCAGCAAAAAAUCUCUCACCUCUUAUCCCUACAGGAAUUGGGUGAACUAAAAAUUUUUGGAGCAGAUUUAACUGAUGAAGGAAGCUUUGAUGCCCCUAUUGCUGGUUCUGACAUUGUAUUCCAUGUCGCUACGCCAGUUAAUUUUGCUUCUGAAGAUCCAGAGAAUGACAUGAUAAAGCCUGCAAUCCAAGGAGUAGAGAAUGUUUUGAAAGCCUGUGCAAAAGCGAAAACAGUUAAACGAGUCAUAUUGACAUCUUCAGCUGCUGCUGUGACCAUCAAUAACCAAGAUGGAACAGGUUUGGUGAUGGACGAGAAACACUGGACUGAUGUUGAGUUUUUGUCUUCUGCAAAGCCACCAACCUGGGGGUAUCCUGUCUCCAAGACCCUGGCUGAAAGGCAUGCUUGGAAGUUUGCUCAAGAGAAUAACAUUGAUCUUAUUACUAUCAUCCCUUCUCUUAUGGCUGGUCCUUCUCUUACGCCAGAUAUUCCUAGCAGCUUAAACCUUGCCAUGUCUUUGAUUUCAGGAAAUGAAUUUCUCACAAACGCAUUAAAGGGUAUGCAAAUGCUGUCAGGUUCAAUUUCCAUAGCACAUGUGGAGGAUGUUUGCCGAGCGCAUAUAUUUUUGGCUGAGAAGGAAUCUGCUUCUGGUCGAUACAUUUGUUGUGCAGUCAAUACCAGUGUUCCUGAACUUGCCAAGUUUCUCCACCAAAGAUAUCCUCAGUACAAAGUUCCAACUGAUUUUGGGGACUUCCCUUCGAAGCCCAAGUUACUGAUUUCCUCAGGGAAGCUUAUCAGUGAGGGGUUCAGCUUCAAGUUUGGGAUUGAAGAAAUUUAUGACCAAACUGUGGAGUACUUCAAGGCUAAGGGAGUGCUCUAAAUAGAAUUCAGGAUUUCCUAAUUGGUGCUUAGUGGCAAUAAAAUUUUCCUUAAUAUUUUACCUUCUACAAUAUGGCUACUGCAUUAGUGAUCUGAAAGUUGUUAAACUGUUCAGUGUGAGAUAUGUGCGCUGAAUCUGUGGGCUAAUGUGAAUGAAAUAAAUAUAAAUUUGCUA